Molecule: messenger RNA, 2112 nt
Organism: Lutra lutra (Eurasian river otter)
Lineage: Eukaryota; Metazoa; Chordata; Mammalia; Carnivora; Mustelidae
Gene: MNX1
Product: motor neuron and pancreas homeobox 1
Biological process (GO): endocrine pancreas development; spinal cord motor neuron cell fate specification; central nervous system development
Cellular component (GO): nucleus
Molecular function (GO): sequence-specific double-stranded DNA binding; DNA-binding transcription factor activity, RNA polymerase II-specific
Source: RefSeq, a predicted model, not a curated record
UUCAAGUGCGCGGAGGGGCGCGGGUCCCCACUCGGCGCCAGCGGCCUCCGCGCGGUCGCCCGAGGGUCCAGCGCACUGAGCCGGGCUCCCCGGCCCGGCGCGUCCAGGCACUCGUGUGCGAGUUUGUGCGAGCGCGUGCGAGCGCGGCCCGGGGCGGGGCCCGCCCAGAGGAGGCGCCCGGACCAUGGUCACCCUCGGCUGAGUUUCCGGCGGCGACUUUGAUUAUUGGCAAAUAAUCACCAUAACAAUACCGAACCCCGGGGCUUGCCGCCGCCGCGCCAGGACUCCGCGAGCCCGCACCCGGCCGCGCCACCCGCCGCCCGGCCCCGCUCGCCAGCCCCAGACGAGCCGAUGGAAAAAUCCAAAAAUUUCCGCAUCGAUGCGCUGCUGGCCGUGGACCCCCCGCGAUCAGCCUCGGCGCAGACCGCGCCGCUGGCCCUGGUCACGUCGCUCGCGGCCGCCGCGUCCGGCCCAGGAGGCGGCGGCGGCGGCGGGGCUAGCGGCGGGGCGAGCGGCGGCUGCAGCCCCGCGUCCUCGGAGCCGCCCGCGGCGCCCGCCGACCGUCUGCACGCAGAGAGCCCCUCGCCGCCGCGCCUGCUGGCCGCGCACUGCGCGCUGCUGCCCAAGCGCUUCCUGGGCGCGGGCGGCGCGGGCGGAGGCGCGGGCGGCGCGGGCGGCGCGGGCGGCGGGCCCGGGGGCCCCCACCACCACGCGCACCCUGGCGCCGCGGCCGCCGCCGCCGCCGCCGCCGCUGCCGCCGCCGCCGCGGGGGGCCUGGCGCUGGGGCUGCACCCCGGGGGCGCGCAGGGCGGCGCGGGACUCCCCGCGCAGGCGGCGCUCUACGGCCACCCGGUCUACGGCUACUCGGCGGCGGCGGCGGCGGCCGCGCUGGCCGGCCAGCACCCGGCGCUCUCCUACUCCUACCCGCAGGUGCAGGGCGCGCACGCUGCGCACCCCGCCGACCCCAUCAAGCUGGGCGCCGGCACCUUCCAGCUGGACCAGUGGCUGCGUGCGUCCACCGCGGGCAUGAUCCUGCCCAAGAUGCCCGAUUUUAACUCCCAGGCACAAUCCAGCCUGCUGGGGAAGUGCCGCAGGCCACGCACGGCCUUCACAAGCCAGCAGCUGCUCGAGCUGGAGCACCAGUUCAAGCUCAACAAGUACCUGUCACGGCCCAAGCGCUUCGAGGUGGCCACGUCGCUGAUGCUCACGGAGACCCAGGUGAAGAUCUGGUUCCAGAACCGGCGCAUGAAGUGGAAACGCAGCAAAAAGGCCAAGGAGCAGGCAGCGCAGGAGGCCGAGAAGCAGAAGGGGGGCGGGGGCGCCAGCAAAGGUGGCGGCACAGAGGACAAGGGAGAGGAGGAGCUGCUGGGGCCGCCGGCGGUCGGGGACAAAGGCAGCACACGCCGCCUGCGGGACUUGAGGGACAGUGACCCCGAGGAUGACGAGGACGAUGAGGACGAGGACCACUUCCCCUACAGCAACGGCGCAAGCACGCACGCCGUCUCCUCCGACUGCUCCUCUGAGGCUGACUCGCCGCCUCCGCGGCCUGGCGGCCCGGGGCACCAGCCCCUGCCGCAGUAGGGGCCCCCGCGCCCCAGGCAGCCAGCAGCCCUGUCCAGGCCCAGCCCCGUAGGCCUGUGAGCCAGGCCACUGGCCGUCCCUCUGGGGCUGCUCUUCAAGGGACAGAGAGAGGGAGGCCCAGCGGGUUCAAACUUGAACUCCUGCUCUGUUUAAUUUCAUUUUGGUUAGUGUUGGGGGCUGUGCUUAUGAGAAGAGCUGACCAGUACCAGAGGGAGCCUCCCACCCCCUCUUCCCGAAUGGAGAAGGCGCGGACCUACAGUGUUGGACAACCUGGAAGACUUGAAACCUUCUCCAGAAUGGCCAUUCUGCUGAGUAUGGAAAAAGGGAGAAUGUUUUGUCCUCACCUAUCUUAGGGGGAACUUUAUGUCAUGAGCAUUCAAACUGCUGGAAAUCUCAAAACUGUACUGUCUUUAUUUUUGUAUAUUGUAUUUAUAUAUAUAUGAAGAAGCAUCUAAUUAUGCAUGCUAAAUUAUUAUUUAGCUUCUCCCAUCGCCCACGAUGGAAUGUAAAAUAAAUUGGUUUUUUACUGGA